This is a messenger RNA of Phymastichus coffea, 1725 nucleotides long. It is a transcript of the gene Atg5, whose product is annotated as autophagy protein 5. Gene Ontology annotation, cellular component: Atg12-Atg5-Atg16 complex; cytoplasm; phagophore assembly site membrane. The record is from RefSeq and is a predicted model, not a curated record. Gene Ontology annotation, biological process: C-terminal protein lipidation; cellular response to nitrogen starvation; autophagy of mitochondrion. Lineage: Eukaryota; Metazoa; Arthropoda; Insecta; Hymenoptera; Eulophidae. The transcript has 4 exons. Bases 125 to 925 code for a protein of 266 amino acids.
CAUAACCUAAUUGAUGUUUCGAAACAACUAAUUUCUCAAGCAGAGCAAUGUUCAACAAUAGUGUAAAUGUAAUUUUCACGAUUUAAUUUUUUCCAAGUAUAACUUUGUUUUGUGAAACAACAAAAUGGCCAACGACAGAGAAGUGCUUCGAGAAAUAUGGGAAGGCAAAAUCCCUGUUUGUUUCCAACUUGAUCCAGAAGAAGUUUAUGAUCUUCAAGCUCCUGAUCCGUUUUAUUUAAUGGUGCCGCGUUUAAGCUAUUUUCCACUUUGUACUGAUAAAGUCAGAAAACAUUUUAUGCGCCAUGUGCAACAGGACAUUCAGGAAAAACAAGAAACUGAGAUGUGGUUUGAGUUCAAUGGCACACCUUUAAAAUGGCAUGUUCCCAUUGGGGUACUUAUGGACCUAUAUCGUAAUGAUAUACAAUUGCCAUGGAAUAUCGUAGUUCAUUUUGACAAGUUUCCUGAAGAUGUCUUGAUGCAUUGCCAUAAUAAAGAAGUUGUAGAGGCACAUUUUCUUGCUUGUAUCAAAGAAGCAGAUGUGUUAAAACAUCGAGGUCAAGUAGUGUCAAAUAUGCAAAAGAAAGAUCAUAAUCAACUAUGGCUUGGUCUGCUUAAUGACAAAUUUGAUCAGUUUUGGGCUGUGAAUCGUAAGCUGAUGGAAGCUACAAGUGAUGAGGGUUUUAAAUAUAUACCAUUCAGGUGUUAUACCAGUGAGGAAAAAUACAUUCAAAAACUAGUGAAACCGGUGACAGAAGAAGGACAAAGAAAAACUUUGAAGCACUUACUCAAUGAAGUUUUUCCAGAUAUGGAACAAGUUAUUGUGCAUACACAUGGAAUCAUUCCACCACUUGAUACUCCUUUGCAGUGGCUUUCAGAGCAUCUGAGUUAUCCAGAUAAUUUUUUACAUUUGGUGCUAGUGACGUAACAAAUGUUACAAAAGUAGUGUACAUUGUUUUCUUUAUUGUAUCCUAUUGAAGUACAAUAACUGUCAUGGUGUUUAAAACGCUUUUCAAACUGAAAUUCAAGAAGAUUAUGUUCAGAAAGAUAUUUUUUCUUUUUUUUUAUUUGCUACGUGGUAUAUAUCUAUUGGUAUAUCUAUUCAUUUUAUAUGUGAACCUAGUUAUUUAAUUAAAUUAUUUGUAUAGUUAUUUUUUACAUUGAAAAGAAUUUGCUAUUUUGGUUACUUCUUCUAAAAAAGUAUUGAAAUCAUUUUUGUUAGUGCAAUAAGGUAUGAGUAUAUUAAUCUUUUUCAAAGAAUGAUAUUUCGUGAAUCGUAAAUGUGUGAAAAGCAAAUUCCAUUCGAGGUAAUAGCUUAACAAUGUAUAAUAUACGAUGAUCACGUAUGAUUCAAUGUAAAUUUCUUUUAUGUACAUACUAAUUUUAUAAAGUAUGCAUAAAAAUGGUAAACUUUAGAAGGUUUGCAAUGACGCGAGUCAUCAAUGAAAAAUGUUACAUAGUAUACACGUUUUAUGUUCGUCGUAAGUUAAGUGUAUUAAUGAUAUUAUCUGUUUUUUUCUUUUUGUUUUUGUUAUUUAUUUUAUUCCCUAUAAGAGAGAAAGAGAGACGAAUGUGCCCAAUGUAUGAAAAAAGUAACAGGCUACACAUAUUUGUAUAGAGCAAGAGAGAGAGAGAGAGAGAGAGAGAGAGAGAGAGAGAGAGAGAGAGAGAGAGAGAGAGAGAGAGAGAGAGAGAGAGAGAGAGAGAGAGAGAGAGAUAUUGAAAGAA